GCGCUCCUUUCCAAGAUGGCGGCGGAGGGAGGUGGGAAGGAGAUGAACGAGAUUAAGACCCAGUUCACCACCCGGGAGGGGCUGUACAAGCUGCUGAGCCACUCGGAGUACAGCCGGCCUAACCGCGUGCCCUUCAACUCGCAGGGCUCCAACCCCGUCCGCGUCUCCUUCGUCAACGUCAACGACCAGAGCGGCAACGGGGACCGGCUCUGCUUCAAUGUGGGCCGGGAGCUCUACUUCUACAUCUACAAGGGGGUCCGCAAGGCUGCGGACUUGAGUAAACCAAUAGACAAAAGGAUAUACAAAGGAACACAGCCUACAUGCCACGACUUCAAUCAUUUAACAGCCACAGCAGAAAGCGUGUCUCUUCUAGUGGGCUUCUCUGCAGGCCAGGUCCAACUUAUAGACCCUAUUAAAAAAGAAACUAGCAAAUUAUUUAAUGAGGAAAGACUAAUAGACAAGUCCCGAGUAACCUGUGUAAAAUGGGUACCAGGUUCAGAAAGCCUUUUCCUAGUAGCUCAUUCCAGUGGCAAUAUGUACUUGUAUAACGUGGAGCACACUUGUGGUACCACAGCCCCGCACUACCAGCUACUUAAACAAGGAGAGAGUUUUGCAGUGCACACUUGCAAGAGUAAAUCCACAAGAAACCCUCUGCUUAAAUGGACAGUAGGUGAGGGUGCCCUGAACGAAUUUGCCUUUUCCCCUGAUGGGAAGUUCUUGGCGUGUGUGAGCCAGGAUGGUUUUCUUCGCGUGUUUAACUUUGAUUCGGUGGAAUUGCAUGGUACAAUGAAAAGCUACUUUGGAGGACUGCUGUGUGUGUGUUGGAGCCCCGAUGGGAAAUACAUAGUGACAGGCGGAGAGGAUGACUUGGUGACAGUUUGGUCUUUCGUGGACUGUCGAGUCAUAGCACGAGGCCACGGACACAAAUCGUGGGUCAGCGUGGUGGCCUUUGAUCCGUACACCACUAGUGUAGAAGAGAGCGACCCCAUGGAAUUUAGCGGAAGCGAUGAGGAUUUCCAAGACCUUCAUUUUGGCAGAGAUCGAGCAAAUAGCACGCAAUCCAGACUGUCCAAAAGGAACUCUACAGACAGUCGUCCAGUAAGUGUUACGUAUAGAUUUGGUUCGGUAGGCCAGGACACACAGCUCUGUUUGUGGGAUCUUACAGAAGAUAUCCUCUUCCCCCACCAACCUCUGUCAAGAGCAAGGACACAUACAAAUGUCAUGAAUGCCACAAGUCCACCUGCGGGAAGCGGUGGAACUAACCCAGGAAGUAAUGGAAACAGUAUCACAACACCUGGAAACUCUGUACCCCCUCCUCUUCCACGGUCAAACAGCCUUCCACACUCUGCAGUCUCAAACGCUGGCAGUAAAAGCAGUGUCAUGGAUGGUGCCAUUGCUUCUGGCGUUAGUAAAUUUGCAACCUUAUCGCUGCACGAUCGGAAGGAAAGACACCACGAAAAAGAUCACAAGAGAAACCAUAGCAUGGGACAUAUAUCUAGCAAGAGCAGUGACAAACUGAACCUAGUUACUAAAACCAAAACGGACCCAGCUAAAACUUUGGGAACACCUCUCUGUCCCCGAAUGGAAGAUGUUCCCUUGUUAGAGCCUCUUAUCUGUAAAAAGAUAGCACAUGAAAGACUGACUGUGUUAAUUUUUCUUGAAGACUGUAUAGUCACUGCUUGUCAGGAGGGAUUUAUUUGCACAUGGGCAAGGCCUGGUAAAGUGAUUCAGCAGAACACAGACAUGGCUGUCUCUAGAUUCUCUCUGCACACCUGUCCGGUAGGAGCUGGGGCAGAGUGUCGUCAUUCCUUCUAGGACUCUACAGGAGCUCUUUCCUCUGUGGACUCUGGUGCAGGGUAUGUUCUUUAUUCCAGCUUUAGAUCUUGGUGUUUACCUAAUGAUUGCUGAAUUUACAGCCCUGAGGAUAUGGCUCAUACAGGUGAUUCAAGCAUUUUCUGUCUAGAACAAAAUAGUCUAGGAUAAAACUCAUCUGAACUAAAAUAAACUAGUCUAAAACUUCGCAGAAUUUCUUGGAGCAAAUUUAGGUGAAGACUUCAGAUGUUGCCCUUCCUUUUGAGGGGUUAGGCAUUGUCUCACCUUUACAGCAGUGAUUCUUUGUUAACAAAGAAAAGCCAAACAAAUUUGCUGAAGUGUUUCAGAGGCAUUUUUGAGGAAUUUCAGUGUAAAAGUGAGUUACUUUGGGUCCAGUCUGACAGGAGGACUGUUUAUCUUUUUGCAAAAAUACUCUGUAGACUAAAGCUGAGGCAAUCAUCUUAUGUAAACUUGAGAACUUUGUGGUACUUCCAAGGUAUUGACUGACCAUUGUGAUGAUCUAUACAUAGAACGUUCAUGCAUAUUUAAGAACAGGGGUUAGUGAAAGAAAAAAUGAAAUCUGCUUGAACGCUUCUGGAACAUCCAUUUAUAUCAAAUGAUGCAAGAACUGGUUGGUCAAACCAGUUUCUCAGUAGUCAGUGUGAGCCUGAAACAAAACCCAGCUUCCACAGGUUUUGUGGUCAGAGAAGGUAUUUGGCAAAAUAUGUCUUGAAACAUGAAGGUGUAAUUUUACUUGCCUUUAAUAAUGUUGCAUAAGCUUCUCAAGGAAGUAACUUUUAAUAUAAUGUUAUUUUCUGGGUUUUGAAGCUGGAUUUUUAGGUAGGUGCUGCUCAACCUUAUCAAACUCAUUUGGCUCCUUUCUUCUGCUAAGACCACAGUCACUUUAUGGCUAACUCAUGUGGGGUUGCCUUAAGCUAUAUGGUUUUCCUUGAGGUUUUCCCUGGUUUAUCUCAAUUUCAUUAUUUUCUAAACUGUAAAUUUUACACCUUACUGACUUUUGUAGUUUGAGAAAAGUAGAGAAACAACAGUUUAUAAGCCUGUGAGCCCUUAGGACUUGAAUGAAGCUUAAGGUCCUAUUUUUUGAGCCCAGGUCAGGUUUCUGCUGGCAAAAGCCUUUUUGCAUUUUCAAGCACCCAAGUAGUUGCAUCUUAGUUUUUUUUUCCUCUUGGACCUGCAUAUCUUCCAUUCACCUAGUGCCACUGGACGGAUUUUUAGUUACUAAUGGUUUUCUACCAGCCUUGAAUUUGAUUUUUUUUUUGUUGACAGUGACCUCUGUUAAGAGAAACUCCUUUAUAUGCACAGAAGAAAAGUUGCAAGUGAAACCCUAAAGGUGCUACAGUCUUUUAUAAGGUCUGGUGUCAAAUGGUUUAUGUAUUUGUACUUUUGUGUAAUGUUAUCAGAACGGAGAAAAAAAGGCAAAUGGAUUACAAAUUUAAAAGCCCAUUUAGUGAACACACAAACUGUGUGAAGACAGGCAUCAGCUUUGCUGCAUCGCCUAAAUCCCAUAUAAAAUAUUUCUCUGUAGCAUGUUAUGUGAAUGAACAACAUGUGAUUUCCUGAGCAUUUUUGUUAAAUUAAUUUUAUUACUUCAUUAGAGAUUACUAUGUGAUUUAGUGAGCAUAUGCAGUUCAGAAACUUUUGCUGUUAAACACAUAUUCUUUGGAUAAAGAACUUGAAGAUUUUGUUCAUGCAAGUCUUAAAACCAGUUCACCUAAUUUAACUACAGAAUUUUAAACAAAUGUGAGAAAUCGCACUUUGGUUUUUGUGUCUUAUUGCUCAAAUACCAUAAUGGACCAUGGGCUCUUUUCUCAAGCAAAGCUUCAGUCCAGAAUACUUUGAAACCCUAGUUAUGUAGUAACCCUAAUUACUCCAGGAAUAUCACAGUUCUGGACAAGAAUAAACUACUCCUGGAGUAUUUUUCAAAUAAUAACUUCCCAUUAUUUUACAUACUGGCAAUAGAAAUGGUUUAACAAACCAGUACCAUUCUUGUAUGGGCAUUUGUUAAUUCAGCCAUAUUUUAAUUGGUUUAAUUGCAUUAGUGAAGUGUAGUAUGAGACUUCUUUUUUUACAUUGGAUUGCUUGUUAUGUUGGACCCUUUAUUUUUUCUACCUUUCAAUUUCAAACCAGAAAGUAGAAAGAUGAGCAGAGUUUGACAUCCAGCAUGUUCUGAGUGCCACUGGAGCUGUUUCCCUGAAGGAGACAUGCACUUUCUGGAUCCUGCUUGCAUGUCCAAACUUGCUGUUUAUUAUCUAGAUUAGUGAAACUGUGUACGAUUGCACCUUUGGCUCCAAUUAAACAGCUUCUAAUUUAAAUUAAGAAAAUAUUAACUCAGUGACUACUGUUUACUAUUUUCCUAUUAAUUAUUGCAAUGUCUUCCUGAUUUUUAUUUUUUUUAAUACAGCAAUUACAUGCUGAUCUUUCAUAGAAUUAGUUUCUCUUGUGAAACAUUGUUUGAUGUCUUUGGAAAAAAGUCCCAGACUUUUGUCUGGAUUGUAUGUGGAAUUUUCAAAAAGAUACCCAUCCCUCUCCUCACAAUCCCGUAAAUGGGAAGGAGGGUUUGUGUUUGUGCUGCUGCAGCAAACAGACCCCAGCAAAUGAGUGCCACGAGCCUUGGGUGCAAAUGGCUUUCCUGAUUGUAUUUGUUAUGGCUUUUCAUUCCUACCCAUGCCAGCGUAUUUUCACCAGAUGUGCAAAGUCCUGUGUGUUUCAGGAAGUCAGAGAAUGCAUGGAUAAACAGGAUAGCCCUAGCAGCUAGAGCUGAAGCAGCCUGUGUUCAAUACUCACAGCAGUGACUGACUUAGGAAAAAUGACCCCAUCCUCUGAGAGCUGCAUUGCUCAGCUGUGGAGUGUCCCAUUAAGAUGACAGCAGCUACCUCUGAGGUUGGGAUGAAUAUUGUUUUACUAAAUUCCUGUCUUGGAGCUCAUAACUCUUCCAUUUCCCAUGCCUGCCAGACUCAUAUGCUGACAAAAUACUACUGCUAAUAAAACACUACAUUUAUUUACAAAACUUUGAGCAGUGUCUUAAUUUGUUCCUGCUGCUUGCUCAGUGGGAUCUGUUUGUCCUUAAGCCUGAAGCUGCUGCACCAGGCAGCAGAGCUGCAGCUGUGGCUCUGCUCUUCCAUGUUUCCUGGCACAGCUGUUGAACAGGCUCACUUGGCUGUUGCUCUAAUAAGUUGCUGCAGCUUUUGUUUCAUCUUUUCCCACCUGAUAGACUGGGUGGUUCCAUCACAGAAAGCACUACACUCUAAUGGCUUUCUUCUUUCUUUACAGGCAGGAGCUUUUUAUAUUUUUUCAUUACCUUACCCAUUAUAUUCUUCCAGAGAAUGCAACUAGAACUGUUCCAAUCCCACACCCUUUGUAUCACAGAUGAGAUUUACUGCGAACUUUUGUAUCAAAGCAGUAACUUUAUUUGAGCCCUCACUUGCUUUUCUUAGGUUGUUUUCCUCUGUCUUCUGUGUUACACUGAACACAACCUGGUGAAUAGCCUUGCUUGGAGGCUCUGAUCCAAUGGCAAAAUGCUGCAGAAUUUUUGUUUUAAUCAGGACCCACUGAGAACUCACCACCUUCGGUGAAACUUACGUGCCUAAAAACCAAAUUCAUACUCUUUGCUUUUCUUGUAUGAACAUUUAAGAUGUCUUCUGAAAUCAAGUACUUGGAAGAACUCACAAACUUUCUGGUCUCUCCCCUGUGAGUGAAUUUCUGAACGGCAUCAUAGCCUAGUCCAAGUUUUAAGGCAGUACUUGCAUACAUUUGUUCCAUCUGCAGAAGCACAGGGAUAUUGUUCUUGAGGUUAUUUCCACUUCGGUGUUCCUCUGGCUUGCCUGCUCAGAGCUGCAGAAUUAAUUCAGAGCAAGGACUGAAAUAAAGGAAUUCCUAGUACUCACUGAAAGCCAUCUGCACUGAGCUGCUGCUCUUCAAAGCAGGGAGCAUUCACCACCUAUGAGAUGUAACCAGGACUGACUCCUUGUUCCUAGUCUUGGAACUUGCAUUCUAGAGUGGCUGGUAGUUCACAGGGAAUAAGGCACCACACUGAAUUUCAGUAUGUGCUGCCAGUUUCUAGAGGAAUCCUAGGAAAAUAACUUCAUUUUGUUUCCCAAGAAUUGGGUGUGUUACAGUGUAAAUUCAAUGCUAGAGUAGGGCUUAUUUCUCCUGUAUAGGGUGGUUAUGAGCCUGUUGAAAAAGACUUGACAUUAUGCCAUCCCUAGAGCUUCCUGUGUGCUUAUAAAGCACAUAUUUGCAUAUGAACAGUUUGGACUGCUGAUUUAAUUAAGACUGAAAAUAAUACCUCUGGACAUCUUUUUCCAGGGUACUUCAAAGUUGCUUAGUGGAUGUAAUCUUCUGACAAGAAAGACCUUCCAGUUGCUGCUGGAUUUAAUAGACUUGUGAAGAAUGCUUCAGUAAUGAACUAGUGAAUUCUGAUUCAACCUUGUCACUUUCCAACAAAACUUCCCUGGUAAAAAUUUCAGAAGUGCUUCAGUGGCUUGUUUGCUCUAAAGUUCUACCUUCUUUCACCAUCUAGUCCAAAAGUAAUAACUAGGAAACUUUUUGUUCUCAUGAAAUAUGCAGAAUCUUUGUACAUCCUGAAUGUCAAGUGUAGAGAACAACCCACUUCAGUCUACCUCAACAGUGUUUCAAUCAGAUAUUCCCUGCAUAAGCAAAUACAAAUAAAGGUGUUCAGGUUCCUUCAGGUGAGGUCUAUGGAAGAGGCACCAAGUUCCAGGGGCUUUGUUAUGUAUAAAUGUCAUAUGGACCACAGGCAAAUACAGUCUGCCAGAAAUCCUGCAAACUACUCAGGUUCAUGAUGUGUCUGAAAUGAUCAGAUUUUUUUUUAAAAAGAAGGGCUUUAGUUUUAACAAAAAUCUGAUGACUUGAAUCCAGUCAGUCGGGCCCCCUUUCCCCUCUUUCCACUUCUUCUGAGGUCAGGGUUUACUUCCAUCAUCAUGACCUCUCAGUUCUUGGAUCCAAGUUUGAAAGAGCUCCUGUAGAUUCUGAAGAAGUGACAUAAUUCUGUCUUCUGUCUGUAUGCUAAUUGCUGCCUGAUCUUGUCUAGUUUGAUGGAUCUGAGUCCCAGGAUCUUAAUUUUGAGGUAAGAACAUAAGCUGGGAGCUGCUUAGAGGAGUUACUGAAAGUGCAUUUAUCAUUCCUACAAGGUGAGGAGUUGCAUGGGGAUAUUUGCUGGUGUGCUUCUAGCUCCCAGUGUGCUUCCAGCUGCCAGCAUGCUCCUUGGCCUGCUGGCACUCGGUAGAACUAAUGACCUUAUAAGGCUAAAUUGUAUUUUGACAAUAAGCUUUUCCUAAAUAAGCCUGAUAAAGUUAUUCUAUGUGAAUUAUUAAAAAGUGGCUACUGUGCAUAAAUCUGAAAUGGAGUCUGUCCGUGGUACCCAGAGGUUUAAUCUGUAAGGUGAGGUUGCUUUAAUCCAGAGCAGCAGCCUCUGUGUGGUGAGGGGCACCAUGCAGUUGUGGGGCUGUGUGUGAAGUAAGUCUCUUGAUUUGAAUGGCAGGGUAGUUAGAAGAGCUGGUACCAAGUUUUCCUGAGUGUGAACUUAAAUUGUAAUAGGAAAUCUCUACUGAACUCUUGUCAGGGUUUCAUUCUGUAUUAAAAUUACCAAAACAAAUAUUUGGUUAGACAAUCUAUUUUUCUAUUCAAACCUUGUAAUACUCAAUCACAUACAAGAGAUGGAGUGUUUCCCUGUAUCAGGUCAGGUGUCAAACACUGAUAUUGGAAUAGGUUUUCUUGACAGCACCCUAGUAAAAUGCUGAUCACUUUUUUUGGUGUAUGAUUGUUAAAGUUUCAGAGUUCACUAUGACUCCAAGUGCAAGGUAGAUUAAACCAAAUGCUGGGAUCAGAUCCAUUCUGUGUCAUAAUGCACACGUUUCUUCCUGUCUGAGGGCUCUUUGUGCGCUGCUUGCCUGAGAUCGUGGUGGUGGCUUACAGCCUUUGUAGGAGGGAAGGUGCUGAUGUCUGAAGUAAUAAACAAGUGUUGGUAAAAAUCAACUGUACUCAUUGUAGGUUUGGGUUAAGAACUUUAUAAAAUUCAUAUCAGGUUCUCUUGCUGGAUUAAUGUAAACUGCUUUGUUUGCAGGGUUUAUUGUCAUCCCAAAACCAGGCCAAUUCUCCAAGUGGAACUGUAGUAUAGCCAUCACACUACUGCUAGCAAAUCUCUGAACGCAGGACAAGAAGUAAUGACAGUGGAACCACAAGCUGUUCUUCAGGCAAAGAGCAUCACAAAUUAUAAUGUGGCAGAGUGUAAACAUGGAAUUAUGUGAAUCACAUAGUGACUUGCAAAGGACAAAUGUAAGGAGUUCUCACUACAGCUGAUCCUGCUAGGCUGCUCACCCAAGGAAGAGUUUGCAUUGGAGAAAAAGCAAAAAGCUUCCUUUAGUAUUGCAGGAAAAAGUAGUAACAUUUUUGUUUUCUUUAUACUUUUCAAGUCCAGUGUAAUUUAAUCUCUCUAUAAAUAUAUAAAUAAAAGAUAUAUAUAUAUAUAUAGUGUAACAUAAGAUAUGUUUCUUAAAUUCAAGUAAGUUCAAUGGUUAAACUAGUACUUCACCAUUGUUUAUUUUGCACUGAUUUUUUUAACCAGAGAUGGCUAGAAGACAGCCUGGAAUGCACUCAUGGAAAAUGAAAGUCAUUACUUUCUGGCUUCAAAAUGUUUUUCAGGAAGAUGGAUGCUGCAAUCAUAGAUUUUUUUAAAACAAAAUUGUUUUGCACUUAAAUAGUUUAAUGCUUAUAGAGAAUUACUUUAAAAUUGGUGUCCAGACACCAGAAAAACUAUGUUGUGGAGAAAAGAUCCUUUGUAUCUAUUAAACAUUUAUUUUAAUAUUGUUGUUUCCAACUGCAAUCGGUUCUGUAUUAUAUGUAUAAAUAAUGUAAUUCAGUGAUGGGGGAUGGGAGUAAUGGAUCAUUACACUAGAAAUUCUCAUUCAUUUAAGAAAGUGAUAUUUCUAAUUCAGAAAAUACAUAUUAAACUAUCUUGAAUAUGCAUUUUUGUUUACUUUCUGUUCAAAUCCAAUCACUUUUGAUGUAACCAAUUCUUUGCUGAAUUAAAUGUUUGGUACAGAAAUACUACCUAAACUUUGUAGAACAAAUUCCUUUCAAAAAUAUCUUACGUCAAACAUUGCUUCAUAUUUAAUAGAAUUGAAUUUCAGUUAGGAAAGUGAAAUACAAUUGUUCUGUUCUUGUUCUUAAUGGCUUAUCUCCAAACACAUCCUGCAGUUUAAAUACAUCAUACAGCAGCAACUUCACAGACAGGCAACUCAUGGGUAAGGAUUUUGUCAUCGCGUAGUCCCAUGCAUUUGGAGUUGGGAAGUGGAAGAUCCCACAGCAGUAGCUGUACACACUUUCUGACUUGUCAGUCAGAACCUGGGCUAACAUAUUGGAGUAGCAUUUCUGAGACUCAUUUCUCUUCCAUCAGGCAUCUCAUUUAUAACUCAAUGGUCUUAAACUGAUAAGUGUGAUGGGGAUAGACAUAUCCAUGGAUUUGCAGAAGUUAAUGUUGCUUGCCUAAACACUUGUCAUUUUUAAUCAGUCGACACACCACUUGUUUUCAGUAGUUCUUGCAAAGACUAACCCUCCAUGUCCAGCCCCAGACUGACAGAGAAUAGAAGUAUCCAUCAUAUGCUUCCCUUUUUCUUAUGCAGCAACGUUCACAACUGGGAUUUGCAGAAUCCUGCAGGCAGAGUAGAACAGAGGCUGCUGGCCCAGAACCAUCAACUUGCCUGAGGGUGCACAUACUGUAGCUGUGGGCACAAGUUAAUGUCCUUCGUGCUCUCCAACAAUAAAGCUGGGUAAAGUUUUUUAAUUACAAGUAAACUUAAGACAUUUUCUGGCAUGAAAAGCGAUUUGUUUUCAGGAAAUGAAUGAACAUUUGGGGAGAAGCAACUGCAGUAACUUGUAACUAAGUCUCAUCUUUGCAAUGCAGCCAGCAUGUAGAGAACUGCCAGAUCCAUUUAUAAGCUGGGAAUUUGUUCCCUACUUUAUUCAAGAUGUAGCUGUGCUUUACAAUUCUUAUCUGUCUUCUUCUAAAAUACAAGGAGUGGGGAAAAUACUGAAACCGAGCAGGAUUAUUUUUCAGAAGUUUUGUUUAUUAACAUAGUGGGUUUAACUGUUAAAAUACAGAUAAACCUCAUCACUGAAAACUAGUGUAGUUAUCUCCCCGUAGACUUCUUCUAGAUAAGUGCUUCAUAUGGUCUGAGUCAAAAUGAAACAGUUGAAAAAAUAUGCAGUAACUUUAAAAGACUUUUUUCCUUCAGCUGGGAAAAUACAAAACCAGUAGGGAAAGAACCGCAAAAUCC
Messenger RNA from Camarhynchus parvulus, 10127 nucleotides. RefSeq names its product WD repeat domain 20 (gene WDR20). Bases 16 to 1815 code for a protein of 599 amino acids. The transcript has 4 exons. The record is from RefSeq and is a predicted model, not a curated record. Lineage: Eukaryota; Metazoa; Chordata; Aves; Passeriformes; Thraupidae. Gene Ontology annotation, molecular function: protein binding.